CCAUUUUGGGUGUUUUUCUUUGUUCGAGACGUAAUCUGUUUGUUUUUCUCUCUUGCCUCUUGAUUGAAAGCUGACAAUAUGGUAGUUGCAGCUUCCCAGAAUCCACCUGGAGUUGAGGCUCCUCCUCAAAGUGUUCCUUUUGGGAUGCAGGGGUCUCGACAUGCUGGCCCAAAUCCCUACAGAGGACCCAGUCCAAAUCACCUGGACCGUCAACAGCAAGGCAACUGGCCCUUCUUCUAUGUUCAACCCUCACAGCCUUACUUGCCAUGCCAGUGGCCCAUGCCGAUGCCUUAUGUUCCCUACGGAGGCUUCCCUGGGUUGGGUUAUGGCAUGGUGUUGCCACCUUUCCCUCCUGCUUCAUAUGUAGAAGCUCCUGGCUACAUCCUUCCCCACACCCAGCUGCACAUGGUUGACUACAGGCGAAUGAUGGCACCUCACUUGGCACCCACGAUGGCGUACCAAGCUCGUCGUUUCCGCUACCAGCACACGACGCCAUCUGGCCGAGUCAUGGUCAGUUCAGAAGUUCAAACCGAGCCUGUUUGUACCAACUCUGCACAACAGGGCUGCAAUGUUGUGACCAGCACCCAGAGAAGCUCUGAAUCAGGAAACACUGUUUCUAGAAGCAUUGUCUCAUCACCUAGACCGAGCGAAGACAAAACUGCUUGUCCUGAAAAGGGCUGCACAACGUCAAGUAAAAUGCUUGGAGAAACUGCAAGAAUUGAGCCUGUUCAAAAUGGUGUUCUCUUCCAAGCGGAGGAGGUACGGAUCGAGUGUAGUGGCUCCCCGUCUGCAGUGAAGAUCACUCAUUCCAAGGAGACCACUGAGCUAGCCAGCAAUGCUGAUGGUGAGCUCUUGCAGUGUAACAUGGGUGCUGCUGAAGAUGUGGUCUUAAGGUGUUUCCAACCUGUACCAUUUGGUGGUGACGAGGAACUAAAGAGUAUAAAAGACCUCAGCCACUUUGAGGACCCUUGCCCUGAUAUUCUAAUGGUUUCUUGUCCCUCAAAUGGUUCAGUGAGCACACUAAAUGGAUCAAUUGUUGCACCUGUUGAGCCAGUCAACAGUACAUUGGUUCAGGGGGAUCCCAGCUUGGUAAAAAGUGCUCAGGAUAUCUGUGGGAACCACAAGAACAUUCACUUCAAAAUCUUGCGGCUUCCCUUUGAACUGCAGUGCUUGGAUGAAUUGCGGCAGAUAGAGGCCUCUGUCUGGUCUGUGGAGUCUUUGAUGCCUUAUAUGCCUACUUCUGAGUGGAUGAUGCAAAAUAGCCUGAUGACCCCUGGGAAACCAUCCCUUGCCACAGUAAUGGAGGUUCCUGCUGAGAAUCCUCUACAACCAAAUCAUUCACCAGCAGAUGCAACACAAUCUUUGCUGGAAGCUGGAACAGUGAUUGAACUUGAUGGCCAAGACUCAAUGACCUCACUUGAAUCCCUUCCACCAUUCCUUCCUUUAGUCAGCAGACUAGCAGACUUUAAUAAUGCAUAUUAUGAUAAACUAUCCUCUAAUCUUAAGAUCAGCAACCCUGGUAACUGGGCAAAGGGACAACCUGAAGCCCAUCAGGACACCAAAGUUCAGUCUGGACACCAAAGUCCCAAUACUGCUCCUAAGAAAUUGAAAGAGGAGACUACCAACCAGAGUGUUGUGAUGUCUGGGGUUUCUGAUCAGGAACAUUGCACAGCUCAUCUGUUUCCAGAUUCACCUCUCAAACACAAAGUACGCACGUGUAAAAGCUGUUCAGUGAAACACUGCGCAGAUAUCUGCUCUGGUAGUCCGAGCAGCAAGGUUGGCCGCAUGAAGCGGCACAAGGUUUCUCGUGCUCAUUUAACUGGGGAUAAGGUCAAGGUUCUGUUGUGUGCCACGUGCAUGAGCGAUCCUGAGAAGAAAGCUAGGUGCAAAGUGGCUGCCAUUACAGCCAACCCUGAGUCGAACGACAUGAACAAUGAAAUGAGCGAAGUCUCUGAAAACGAUGUGUAUCCUUCAAAAGCAUGCUCAAAAAAGUUGUUCAAUAUUCAAAAUCCCCAUUCAGGCAAACAUUUGGAGAAAUGCCCCAUGUCCCAGCAGUCCCAGCUGAGGGAGCAGAAUUGCUCAUGUGAGGAUUCAAAAGCUUUGCAUUCCACUUCAGCAUGGAAUGGUAAUGGAUGUAGCCAGCAUAUCGACCUCACUUGGGAAAGAAAUGAGGAAAACCUGGCUCUUUUAUCGGUGGAGAGAUGGAGGGAUACUGACCAGAGAUUCACUGGCGAGAAGUCAUGGAGAGGAGGUAUGCAAGGGUCGGAUAGCGAGAGUACCAAAAGCGGAGGAAAGAUGAGGACUCGCAAUAAACAAAAACAAUGUACACAAUCACUAGAAGUUCACAGAAGAGACACAAGAUACUGAUGACACUAUUUGCACAGUGACUAAACCGAAAAGGGCACGUUUUAAGAUCACGUUUUAAAAUGUCACAAGUAACUUCUUUUUUUCCCCCCCACUUCCUUUUAAAAGAAAAGCACAGAUCACAAUUUUUAUACAGUGAUUGAAUAAAGCACUUUUGAGUUCUUUA
Molecule: messenger RNA, 2530 nt
Organism: Ictalurus punctatus (channel catfish)
Lineage: Eukaryota; Metazoa; Chordata; Actinopteri; Siluriformes; Ictaluridae
Gene: buc2l
Product: bucky ball 2-like
Exons: 5
Coding region: 79-2367 (762 amino acids)
Source: RefSeq, a predicted model, not a curated record